Molecule: messenger RNA, 3250 nt
Organism: Schistosoma bovis
Lineage: Eukaryota; Metazoa; Platyhelminthes; Trematoda; Strigeidida; Schistosomatidae
Source: the annotation of a GenBank genome assembly
CGUCCAUACGGUGUGUUCUUAACCACUCGCUCAACUGUGCUAAUUAUAACCACACGAUAAAGAUUUAAAACUAGGUAGCGUGACUCCAAAUCGGUUGAAGUGGUGCAGAUCCAUCUUUAAUUCUCAGCUUCAAUAUUAUGUCGUGUUCUUUGUUCCUUAGAUCCUUUUUAAGCAUUUUUAGACCGCAUUUUGUUUACUCCUUUUUGCAAUUAUAGUGAAGACAACUAUUACUCCUUUGGCGUUUAUCUUGCUAAUUUAAUCUCUGUACUAGCGUGAUGUAUCAACCAAUACACAUUUUCUUCAGGCCUUACUUUAUAGCUAACUGACUGUUUCAUACUUCAAAAUCAUUCACAGUGACCCAUUUGCAUUCACUCUUCAUCUUCCUCUAAAUCCUAAGUUUAUUAUGGUUCCACUCAUGGUUUUCCUUGAUUUUAUCGAAUCCUUUUGGGUUGUACUUGUGUGUCCAACUAGUGACUCGACACUGCAAAAUUGAAAGCUUAGAACGAUCUGUAUGUAAUCGGUCUUAAAUACCUGUAGCUUGGGUUUUAUAGUGAAGUUACCAGGUUGGUAAAACCACCAUUAUUAACGUAGUUUUUUCUUCUGGUCCAUCAGGAAGUAGUAUGCUUUUCACGCAAUAGAAGUUGUGACCGGAUAUUAAAAGUAGUUGACUUAGAACCAUUAAUGUAAAAACUGAAACUUCAUUGAGUCUAAUUCGGUUUGGCUUUUCAGGUAGGAUUACUAGUCUCCUCAAAAUUAGACUGAAGCGAGUCUGUGUAAUUUAUGAAUUCCAGACAUAAAAUAACAGGGAAAUAUAGGCUUUCUGGAUGUCUUCUACAGAACUCAAAUUCUUCCAGCUCAUCGUCGGCCUUCUUCGUUUCGUAGAUUUUCCGAAAAGAAUCAGUCAAAUUCAAGUCUAGUCAUAGAUGAAUUGACCCAUUUUAUAAGAACGGAUCGAAAUUCUUUUGAUAAAUCAGCUCAGACGCAAUAACUUUUAAGACCUUGAUCUCUAUAAUCAUUUUAUGUUUAACUGGAGCUUGAGAACACCAGGCCAGAGAAAAUCAGGUAGACAUGAGAUGGGACCGCAAAUGAAUCGAUGGAGUAAUAACUCUGUAACAAAAGCAUAUUUUCUGACGUGAAGCUGUAACUGAAUCCUUUGACCUAAAGCCAUCAUCUAUUUCGGUAAAUAAAUGUGACUUACCUUUAGAUAUGAGUUUUUAGUUAGCAGUUUGUAAUUUUAGUCGUAAUUUAGGGAUUUAUUAUCUCAAAAAAAUCCUUGUCUUAAUAGCAGAGAGACCAGUCACAUGCAAAAAUAUUUCGGAAGAAUGUUAAGUGAAAAAUAAUUAUUUUUUACACAUUCUGAAUUUCUUUAUAUUAUCUGACUUUAUUUUUAAUGAUCCUUGUGAAUAAAAAGUAAAAACCUCAUCCAACGAGCAGAUCUUGCUUACCUCAAAACUAAUUGUAUUUGUUUUUCGAUUAGGGAGGUACAUCUGGUAAAAAUGCCUAAUUUUUUGUCGGUUGAAACUCGUCCGUUCGACCCUAACUUUUACGAAGAUGAACUGGAUGAAGAUGAAAUUUUAGAUGAAGAAGGACGAACACGUUUGAAACUAAAAGUCGAAAAUACUAUACGUUGGAGGAUUGGUAAGACACCUGAUGGUGAAAUGAUUCACGAAUCAAAUGCUCGUAUUGUUCGUUGGUCGGAUGGUUCUCUGUCGCUACAUCUUGGGGACGAAAUUUUCGACAUACACAAAGUAGAUAUUCAGUCAGACUAUAAUUAUCUGUUCAUACGAGAAGGUAGUGGUUUACAAGGACAGUCAAGUUUAAAAACCAAAUUAACAUUCAGGCCACAUUCAACAGAUUCAUUUACGCAUCGUAAAAUCACAUUAUCACUAGCAGAUAAGACAAAUAAACUACAAAAGGUCAAAAUUCUUCCUGUUACGGGUGCUGAUCCAGAAUCAAAUCGUAAUGUGCUUGUGAGGAAAGAGGAGGAGAAAUUGCGUGCUACACUCAGGCGCGAAAGUCAGUUACGGCGUAUGCGUGAAAAGCAGGCCAUGUCAAGAAGUAGUUUUGGUAGUGAACGUUGGCGAAGUUACGGAGAGGAUGAUGAUGAGGAUGAUGGUAAUACAACAUCUCUAAAUGCAUUAAAAAGAAAUGCGAAAAACUCAUUGUUGGCUGCACGUAAAGAUGUUGCUGCAAUUUAUUCAUCUGAUGAGGAAUCUCUAAGUGAUAUAUCAGAACCUCGAUCACGUAAGAAAGCAGCCAUGUUUUUUAUUUCCACAUUUUACAAUGACGUCAAGAAUAAUAUGUGACACUGCUACAAAGCUUGUCAGUCUACAAAGAAAUACAAUUAUAGCCAGAUGUCAGAAAGUAUUCCUGUGUUCUAAAACCUGAUGAAGUGAGUAUUUGAUCGAUUCAUUCAUGAUCAAGUCUGAAACGAUACUGGUUUUCGUAAGUUUACCAUUCACAAGCUUCAUAUAUGUGCAUAAGUCGGUGAACUUGUUUUUAUCAUCUUUCAGUUAAAUUUUACGUGAUGAACAGAAUUUGUAUUACUAGUGAUGUGAUAAGACAAAUCAACUAACAUAUGUUGUCAUUCUAUAUCAGAGCUGACUAGUGGUGUUAAUGAAAUACUUUAAAGUUGUACUUUUUAUCAGUCACUUGAUUAUUAACCCUUCCCCAUUCAGUUAGUAAACGAAGAGAUGAGAGAAUAAAGUUGAAAAUGCAACUGAACAAAUGACAAAAGCAACCAAAAAUAUACUUCAACAAGUUAAAAUAUAAACAAACGGAAGUUGUGCAGAUGAACGCAGUCAAUAACAAAUGAUGAACUAGUAUAUGAUCUUGCUUGAAUCACACUGUCGAAUAAUGAAAUAAACUCAGUUAUAAUUUUUGUUUAUAUCAUUUAAUAAUGCAUAGAUUAUAUCAUUGAUGUCACGAAAAACAAUAUCAUUUCCUAUUGUUAUGUUAUUAUGAUUAGCAGUUGGAUAGGUAACAUCAAAAUGAUUAGUUACAGUAUUUAGAGGAUGAGGACCAUACAGAGUACCUGGACUGUUUUUACCUUCAGAUGUGGUCGGAAGAUGACGUAUUUUACUUCUUAGAAUUUCGUAUUCACUGCUUUGGUGUUUUUUAUUUUCCAUUACAUCCAAUCGUUUUAAAUUAGGUAACGAAUCACAUUUAAAGUUUUGAAUGUUAAUAUGCGUUUCUGAAAAUUUUUUAAUCAUAUCACUGAUUGUUAAAUUGUCCUUGCCUUCUGAUAAUG